AUGCUGACAGUGUUCCUCCGUCUCCCUUACCGUCCUCACCGUCCUCACCAAAUAUUAGAAAAUAUUUUAAUAUUUAUACCGGAACCAAAUAAUCUAGCAUUGGUAUGUCGCCAAUUUUACAAUAUAACUUUAACUUCGCCAAUUUUUAAGCGUCGUUGGCUAAGGAAUUGGUUAAAUCCAAAACUACCCGAUGCAUUCUUACCAAAAUAUUCUGACUUGUGUAGAGCAGUCAAAACAAAAACACCAUUUCAUAUAUUGAUGCAAAUAAUAGAUUUAAUUAAAAUACACGAGAAACCCUUGGCUUCAUCUAAUAAUGGUUCAAUAACAAAACUGUUUGAAUGUGCAAGUCAACACAAAGAAGAUUAUUUAUUAAUACCCUAUCUAAUUCAUAAAGGUUUAAUGAUUGAACGAUAUAUAAAAGAUUUAUGUUACGAAGACUUUUUAUUAACAAAGGAGGGAUCUGAUCCCGAUAAGAAAUCUCAAAAAGACUAUUUGUCCAAUUUGAUUACACCAAUCAAAACUUCAAAAGAAUUUAAAAAUCAAUUAGCAAAUUCAAAGACCUUCUUCCAAGAUACAGAUUUAGCAUUCUCUAUCGUAUUACAUGAACGGUUGGAUAUUGCAAGCUUGUUAGCUUUACAUCCUCAACACACAUUAGACGUAUUGGAAGAAUGUGUUGACAGACAAUACACCAAAGGUAUUGCAUGGGCAUUUAGGCAAGGGGUUGGUGAAUUACAAAAAAACAACACAUUAUAUUUAAGAUUAUGCAUUGAUGAAGCAGAUGUUGAAUCAAUUAAAACGAUCAUCCAAUCAGGUGCAAAUCUUGAUAUACCACCUCCAAACGACUUGUUAAAUUUUGGCUCAACAAGUCUAUUGGAAUUUUCUAUUCAAUGCUAUUUAAAAAAUGAAAACUACGUAAAAAGAAGAUACAUAAUUGAACUAUUAUUGAAAUCAGGUGCAAAUCCAAACGCUGAUAACGGUAGACCGUUGUCAUUAUGUUUGAUACAUCAUGAUUGGGAAUUGACAAAAUUAUUGACAGAUCAUGGUGCUAACAUGAAUUGUGAGGAUAUGAUUUCUAUUAGAAUGGCCAAUUUGUUCAUUAAAAGAUCAAAAAAAUAUUGUUCAGAACUUAAAUGGACAAAAAAACUUCGUCGAAAAAGUUCAAAUUUAAAUGGAAAAUUUAAAAACUACAUUCAUGAACGACACUGA
Entrophospora candida is the source of this 1206-nucleotide messenger RNA. Lineage: Eukaryota; Fungi; Glomeromycota; Glomeromycetes; Entrophosporales; Entrophosporaceae. The record is from the annotation of a GenBank genome assembly.